Molecule: messenger RNA, 1314 nt
Organism: Eutrema salsugineum
Lineage: Eukaryota; Viridiplantae; Streptophyta; Magnoliopsida; Brassicales; Brassicaceae
Product: mannan endo-1,4-beta-mannosidase 3
Exons: 4
Coding region: 14-1240 (408 amino acids)
Molecular function (GO): hydrolase activity, hydrolyzing O-glycosyl compounds
Source: RefSeq, a predicted model, not a curated record
UAAAGAAAAAAAGAUGAAGUGUUUGUGUUUGAUCGCUUUUCUAGCGAUUAUGACCGCACAAAGCUAUAGCGAUCUAGGAGUAGAAUCUGCGUCGAGUGAUGCAUUCGUGAGUAGGAAAGGCCUCCAAUUUAUCCUCAAUGGGAAGCCAUUUUACGCCAAUGGAUUCAAUGCCUACUGGCUCACGUACGAAGCCACCGAUCCGGCCACAAGGUUUAAGGUCACCUUUGCACUUCAAAACGCGACCAUCCACGGUUUGACCAUCGCACGCACCUGGGGCUUUCAUGAUGGCGGUUACCGUGCUCUCCAAACCGCUCCUGGUUCCUACAAUGAACUAGCGUUUCAGGGAUUGGAUUUUGCGAUAGCCGAAGCAAAAAGACUCGGUAUAAAAAUGAUAAUCACCUUUGUGAAUAACUAUUCUGACUUCGGAGGGAGGAAACAGUACGUGGAUUGGGCUAAAAGUAAAGGCCAAUCCGUAACUUCCGAAGAUGAUUUCUACACAAACCCUCUUGUUAAACAAUUCUACAAGAACCACGUCAAGACUAUAGUGAACAGAGUGAAUACCUUCACAAAAGUUGCAUACAAAGAUGAACCAACCAUUAUGGCUUGGGAGCUUAUGAACGAGCCACAAUGCAAAGCUGAUCCAAGUGGGAAAACCCUUACGGCUUGGAUUCGUGAAAUGGCUCCUUACGUAAAAUCACUUGAUUCAAAACAUCUCCUCUCUACUGGUCUUGAAGGCUUCUAUGGUGACUCCUCUCCUAAAAAAAAGGCUUCUCUAAAUCCAGUUGCAGCCAACGUUCUUGGAACCGAUUUCAUCGCUAACCACAAUAUUGAUGCCAUUGAUUUCGCAUCUUUUCACGCUUACCCUGACUCAUGGUUUCCAAACAUAGAUGAGAAAUCUCGAUCAGACUACUUAAGAAAAUGGCUGGAAGGCCACAUCGAAGAUGCGCAGAACAUUCUGAAAAAACCACUAAUCCUAGGAGAAUUUGGGAAACCAACGACUACACCAGGCUACACUCAGGCUCAGAGAGACGCCGUCUUCAACGCAACGUUUGACAUCAUUUAUGCGUCUGCCCAAAAAGGCGGUCCAGCCGCGGGAGCAUUGUUUUGGCACCUUAUAAGCGACGGUAUGAACAAUUUUAAAGAUGGCCUUUCCAUUGUACUUAGUGACAAAUCCUCGACGGUUAAUAUUAUUGGUCAGCAGUCACGGAAGUUGGGUUUGAUUGGUGGAAAAGGAAAAUGAAAUCGCAAAGUUAAAAACUAAAAUUUUAAAUAGAGUCAUACACUGAAAUGAUAGCCAACUUCUACUAUUUAUGA